AUGGCCGAACCCCAACAGGACAUGAGGGAGAAGCCGGCAGUCAGAAUUCAGAGUCCCAGAGAAAAUGACUUCAUUGAAGUUGAACUGAACAGAGGAGAGCUGAGUUAUCAGAAUCUACUAAAAGUCAGUUGCUGUGAACUGGGGAUUGAACCAGAGCGAGUGAAGAUGAUCAGAAAGCUACCAAACACACUGCUCAGAAAGGACAAAGACAUUCUAAGACUACGGGACUUUCAGGAAAUAGAACUCAUCCUAAUGAAAAACGGAAGCUCUGAAUUGGUAGAAUACACACCAUCCCUGACAGAGAAGCCCUGCUACAACAGCAAUGCUGCUAAACUGACCUAUUAG
Molecule: messenger RNA, 345 nt
Organism: Leptonychotes weddellii (Weddell seal)
Lineage: Eukaryota; Metazoa; Chordata; Mammalia; Carnivora; Phocidae
Source: RefSeq, a predicted model, not a curated record